Cherax quadricarinatus is the source of this 1813-nucleotide messenger RNA. Lineage: Eukaryota; Metazoa; Arthropoda; Malacostraca; Decapoda; Parastacidae. The record is from RefSeq and is a predicted model, not a curated record.
UUGUCUUAUUUGGAUAGUGUUUGGCCUGGCUUGCUGAGGCUGACUCAUCUCUAUUACGUGGGAGAUGGCUCUUCCUGGCUGAAAGUUAUUUAGUCUCCUCUUACUGUAUGUGAUGGCACUGCUGGCUGGGAUGAUGGCCGACUAUGUAGGCCUACCUUCAUUACUUGGCAGCUUGGUAAUGGGAAUACUUUUCAACAUUAUUCCUGGGAUAAAUGCUCUUGGACAUAAUAUUGAUAUCUAUUAUUCAUCUGUUCUAAGGAAUAUUGCGCUUACAAUUAUAUUAAUACGUGCUGGACUCGGACUGGACCCAGUCGCACUGAAGAGGUUAAGCUGCACUGUACUACGUUUGGCUUUCCUUCCUUGUUUAGUAGAAACAGUAACAAUGGGCAUUGCUUCAGCAUUCUUCCUUGAUCUUCCCUGGAGUUGGAGUCUUAUGCUUGGUCCUGUGGGAAGAGCUCAUCGAGACCCAGUCCUCUCCAGGUGAUCUAUACCCCUCCAGUACUAAAUGGAACGACAGUCAAGCACCGGAAACCAAGUCAAGACAAAAAGCAAGACUUUUGCUAAGAAUAACCAGAUAACAACUCAUGAUGUGUGCAUAUUCUAUAUUCUCUGUGGACUAGCAAUUCAAACAUUUUGGCGAUGACCUCAGACUCUGAUGAUGUGACCAUUACUUUCAUAUUCCUUUCUUUGAAGCCAUAUCUGUUACCAACUGUGAAGAUUCUGUCAGCUACAACACUGAGAGGCAUCAGCUCCGUAUAACCAUCAAGAACAUCACUGAAACUUUAGGCAGAAAACAAUAGAGCCCAUCCUCUGCUUGCUGCAGUGACUGACUGUGAGUCAGCUUCUUGCCUGAGAGGCGGUCAUAAUGUCUUUGUUGCAAAGUCUUGCAGAAAUUCCCUAAAGAUGUCAUGGAGAUUAUGGAUUCCUUCCAACCAUUUAAUAUACUGGACAUUAACUCAUCAAUUCCUUUGAAUAUUUCAUUAUUCAAAGUUAUCGAGGAGGUACGAGGUCGGUGAACCACUACAGGAAGCAGUUGUUUUGCCAGGGAAAUCAGAAUGUAGAAUUGAUUCCAGCGACUCGGAAUGCUCUGCGCCACCACUCCAAAAGGGAUCUCUACCAAGCCAGCAUUGAGUAUCUUGGCACUAUUCAAACCCUGACCACAGUGUGUAUGGCUGGAAAAGAGUUAAGGGAAAGCUUAUUCAACAGCAGAUUACCAUCCUACAAGUUUGAACGUUGUGCCCAGAUCUGGGUAAGUGUUGUUGUUGACAACUAUGUACAUGGUGGGUCUUGCAGCUGCAUGAAGAAGGGACUACCCUGCACAGCCCUCAACAAAUAUCUGUGCAAAACUUUUUAACAUUUAAGUACAUUAUUAUUAUGAUUAUGUCUGAUACAGUUAUAACUGUUUCAGUUACCAAUAAAAUUAUGACUGACUUUAUUUUUAUAUUUGACAGAAUAAGGUAUUGCAUAAUUCACUUUUAACUCUGCUGUAUAUCGCUCAGGAUGGUCAUUUUGGUCUUAUUUAGAAGCCAAUAAAAAUGUUAUAAAAUGUUUGUUUUGAAGCAUUAGAGAAUAUAAUAUGCCUCUGGCUGGGAUGGAAAUGGUGAUUAUCACAUCUCACGAAAUCAUAAUCACAUGAUUGCCAACAAACCACAGAACGGGUGAGGUUAGAACCCAUGGUGAGUGAGUUGUUGAACUCCAGGUCAGUGCUUAAGCCACUGGCCUGGAGUUUAAUUAACAUCUCAUUCAGUGUGGGUUCAUACCACACCCGUUCCGUUUUUUAAUUAUCAUAAUUUUAUCGAUUAUUUUUAACAGU